Paramuricea clavata is the source of this 702-nucleotide messenger RNA. Lineage: Eukaryota; Metazoa; Cnidaria; Anthozoa; Malacalcyonacea; Plexauridae. The record is from the annotation of a GenBank genome assembly.
AUGAAUAACCUCGGUAAACUUCUGUGCAAGCGACUCAUGAUAAGGGUGGGGAGUGAGAUAGUAUACGACAAUAACGGUGAAAGUCUCAUCGAAAUCUACAAGGAUCUCUGGAAGAUGGAUUCAAAAAGGGCAAACAUGGUGGAAUACGGAAUUAUGAACGAGAACACAAGAAAGCUAUUGUCGAAGGACGACAGUGCCGAUCAGACCGCAAAAACGGAAGGUGCCUACGACCUGGUGAUGGCAAAGGUAUACAAGGAGCAGAAGAUGAAACUUGGAAAAAUUCUUAAUGAUCAUGGUCCCUACGCACCGUACAACAUGAAAAGUGGAUUUGAGUACACGAUAACCCUUCCAAAAGCCGACAAGAUUAUGGUUGCACAGUCAAGCGAAAAGGUGGAAGGAUAUACACUGAAGAACAUACACCUGGAAUACGAAACCAUAGAGAACGAAGAACUGGCCAAACGGGUAAACGAAGGAUACGAGACCGGCAGGUCCCUGUCCUACGAACAUACAACACUGUUGAAAACAACCGUGUGGGCAAAGGAUGCUACAAGGUUUAACGAGAGCAUAGACGUUCCGAGGGAAAGCAUGAGGGCCGUGGUUUUACUUUUCAGAAAAAGAACAGUAACCGACAGCGAAGAAUACGUCUUCCCGGAUAUUAAGAAGGUAAAGGUCACGAUAAAGGGAAAGCCAAAUGCCGUAUAA